Molecule: messenger RNA, 3619 nt
Organism: Centropristis striata (black sea bass)
Lineage: Eukaryota; Metazoa; Chordata; Actinopteri; Perciformes; Serranidae
Gene: hmox2b
Product: heme oxygenase 2b
Exons: 7
Coding region: 240-1184 (314 amino acids)
Biological process (GO): heme catabolic process; heme oxidation; response to oxidative stress
Molecular function (GO): heme binding; heme oxygenase (decyclizing) activity
Source: RefSeq, a predicted model, not a curated record
CGUUCUGGAUCUCCAGCCAGAUUUGUAGUUCCCCGGACUGCUCUGCACAGUGAGGUGAAGUAAAUAAGGUCAAAGGCUUGAAGCAGCUGCACUUAACUGGUAGAAGACAUCUUUCCUUUAAACCAUCAUCUCAGGGACAACAGCUACAGAGACAAGGAUUGGGUGACAUCAGCCUCCCCCUUUUUCCUGAUUAGACUUCUGCUGCCUCUUGGGUGAACUAACUGGCAGACAGGAUCAUAAUGUCAGCAGAGAAGAUGGAGACAACAGCGAGUGUGUCCAAUGGAGAAGCGCCUGCUUAUGAGGCAAAAGAUGGCACCCUCAGUCCUGAGGAUCUGUCUGAGGUGCUGGCAGCAGGGACCAAGGAGGUCCACGAAAAGGCUGAGAACACCCAGUUUGUGAAAGAUUUCCUCAGGGGACGCAUCCGCAAAGAGCUCUUCAAACUUGGUGCCGUGGCGCUCUACUACACUUAUACAGCCAUGGAAGAAGAAAUAGAAAGGAACAAAGAUCACCCCCACUUUGCCCCUCUGUAUUUUCCUACAGAGCUGCACCGCCACGAGGCCUUGGCCCGUGACCUCGAGUACUUUUACGGCCCUGAGUGGCAGAGCCAGAUCCGCUGCACCGAGGCCACUCAACACUAUGUGGACCGUAUUCACCAAGUAGGGCAGGAAGACCCAGUGCUGCUGGUGGCCCACGCCUACACCCGCUACAUGGGGGACCUUUCCGGGGGCCAGGUGCUGAAGAAGGUGGCACAGAGAGCCAUGAAGCUGCCGCCCACUGGGGAGGGCCUGGAGUUCUAUCAAUUCGACGGCAUCCACAGUGCCAAAGCAUUCAAGCAGCUGUACCGUAGUCGGAUGAACGAGCUGGAACUGGACAUGAAAACAAAGAAGAGGCUGGUGGACGAGGCUGUCAAGGCGUUUCAGUUCAACAUGGAGGUGUUCGAGGAGUUGGAGGAAAUCGGCAAAACCAUCCAGGAGGAGGUUUUAGAUGCUGGCAUGCCUGUCCAUGGAGAGAUGGGUGGAGACAUUAGCAAGUGUCCCUACUACAAUGCCAAAAUGGCCGCGUCAGGUGGAACAGCGUAUGCCUGUCAGAUCGCCAUGGCCGUCCUCCGACACCCGACAGGACAGGUGCUGUUUGCAACCUGGUUUGCUGCUCUGGCUGGAUUGGCUGCGUGGUAUCUGAUGUGAUCCAGCCGUCACCCUGUAACUCUGCUGCUGUAAGGGAGACGGAGGAGAAACAAUGAAGAACGGACAGUAAGGAGACGAGAAAACUCCCUCAGGCUGUAGUCUCAUACAAACAUUCUGAACGGGUCCAAGUUUAUUUAAUGUUUGUAAUAACAACUGACAGGAAAUAAACUUGGAUCUGUUUAUUAUCGAUGGAAUUCCAAUAAAAUGAUCACUAGGACCAGUAGGACGUCAUCUUCAUCCAUCCAUCCAUCCAUCCAUUCCUCCAUCCAUUCAUCCAUCCAUCCAUCCAUCCAUCCAACCAACAAGCUACACCUCGUUACAAUUUACUCACCUGUCUUUAUUUCUCUACCUCCUCUGCACUAUCCCUCCAUCCUGUCCUGACUCUGAAGUUGUCGGAUGGAAGCACAAGUUGUGCUUAAGUGUUUAAAAAAAAAUGAAUCUCAAUUUUAAACGAAGCUGCCAAAUUGACAAAGCGUGGUGACUUUUAGAUGCUGCCCACACACUAAUAAUAAUGAUUAAUGCAUUAUCAGAAAUUAAUUCAUAGUGAGCUGAUGAAAAACCUAUUAAAACAGGCUAUGCAUAUAUUAUGGAUAUAUAGCACAGUGUGUUAUUGCUGGUCAGAAUGCUGUGUUGAUUGUGAAUGAGGCCUUUGUGUUUUUGCGUUAAAAGAUCUUAAAGGAGCAGUGUGAAGGAUUUAGUGGUAUCUUUUGGCAGGAAUUGGAUAUAAUAUUCAUAAUUCUGAAUUCAUUUGUCCAUAAAUGUUUUUGUUUGCUUAGAAUGAGCCAUUCAUAUCCUACACACUGUUCCUUUAUCUACCACAGAGAAGAGGUAAUGUACGAGUUAAUAAUGCAACUGUAUUUUUUUCUUUUUUUUAACUUCUACACUAUAAUUGACGUUCCAAAGAUACAAUACAAUACACUGAAACUUUGUCUUUUUUCAAAUCCAUUUUCACAUUUCAUGAGUCAGACAUGGCCUCAAAUGUUUCCAAAAAGUUUGUACAGGUAUACUGUGAGACAGGUGAUAGGAAUCUUUAAAUAAUUAAAAAAAUAUAUAGCACACCUACACUUUGUCAAGUGUAUGAUUAAUAAACAGACGGUUAAUUUGCAAAACCAGAUACCACCAUUUUUAUUUAUUUCAGUCGAACAUGUUUAUUGUUUGCCUUCCAUAAACCUUUUUGGUGGUGUUGGGUUAAUUAUUUUAAGAAUGGCUUGUAUCUUUAUUUGCAAAUAAACUCUUCAUAGAUACUAGUGAAUAUACAGGAUAUUUAAUCUCGACUGAUGCAUGUUCAAAUAUACUGCUAUUUCUCUCUUACAGAGUUCUAUGAUAUGGCAUCUUAUUAGUAGUAUUUCUAAAUAAAACUGCCUGUUGUUGCAUAUGCAUCGAUUAACUAUCCAAGAUAAAUGAUUCAAUUUUUACCUGCCACAGGAGCCUAUAUUAGGACGAAGGUGUUAACAGAGGUCUUUGCAGCAGUUUUAAAAGGAAACUGUCGUUAUAAUGUUAAUUAUUCAUCAUGCAUAAAGACUAAAUGUGUGUUAUUAUGAGCUACUUCAGGUGAGGUACUUAUAAAAAGGUCCUUUAGCAGCUCAGUGGUUGUUUUUUAUACCAGAAGGUGUCAUCACUAAAACUGUGUGAUCAUUCUUAAAUAUUUUUCCUCAUGCUGUAUGUUGGGAAAAACUCUCCCAGAACUGUUUUUAUCAGCAUUGAUAAGGAGGAAUCUAUUGUGCUGUUUGUACUUUAUGCAGUGUAAUUGCACUGUUUUCGGAUUGAAGUUGAAUAUUUAUCCAGACAGUAAUGACAUUUCUAUUAACUUUGCUUUGUCUCUCCAAGCAGUUGUGUUUUUUUUUCUCCUUUGCUUGGAAAUAAACCUGCUAAAAAAUAUUUCUAUCAGGUUUUCCAUGCUGGGUGCACUUGCACAACACGUUCACACAUAAACGGAUGUACUGUAUUCUUUUAUUAGCAAAACUUGUUUGGAUUUCAUCAUGAUGUGUUUUGUAUUUGAGAGUCUCAGGGUCAUGUUGCAGUCAGAUGGCAAUACAAUGCAUUCUGUAUGGAGGACUAACACACGGACUAGCCUAAUAUACUCCUGUAGUUCAACGUCCAUGUUUAAUUUAACAUUUUUAAUGUGAUGUGUUACAAUGCUGCAGUAUUUUUUGGCCAUACAGAGGGGACUCAGGAGUACAGGAAGCUUUGGUCAUCAGUUAAACCUUAGAGUGAAGUGAGUGAGAUGCUUGACUAAUUCAUGCUGAUGUUGAAUUCUCUUGCCUUUUCAUUAACCCGGCUGUUAAUCCCUUGUGUGUCUCACUGAACUAAGCUUUAUAGUGUUUGGCUAUAAUACUCUCAUUGUAUGAGAGUGAAACCCCAGGGGUAUGUUGUGCUGUCUGUAAUGAAAUAAAUUCUGUUUUCCUGCUCAUGCCGAAAUAAAGGUAAUUAGUUUA